Messenger RNA from Rangifer tarandus platyrhynchus (Svalbard reindeer), 299 nucleotides. Lineage: Eukaryota; Metazoa; Chordata; Mammalia; Artiodactyla; Cervidae. The record is from the annotation of a GenBank genome assembly.
AUGGUGCCCGCCCCGUCCACAGGAGAAGGGAACUGGGAACAACGGCCUCUGUCCAUUAACACCCAGGGCUCCGUGCUGAGAACACCUUCUCAGCUGGGAAGCCAGCCAGCCAUGAGGAUCUACUAUCUUCUCUUUGCGUACCUCUUCUUGUUCAUGCUGCCUGUUCCAGGCAAUGGCGGAAUCAUAAGCGGGUUACAAAAGUAUUACUGCAAAAGAAGAAGCGGCCGCUGCCUUCCAAAGGAGGAACAGAUAGGCCGCUGUUCCCGAGUUGCCGAACAUGCUGCCAGAAGAAGAAAUGA